Molecule: messenger RNA, 1714 nt
Organism: Triticum dicoccoides
Lineage: Eukaryota; Viridiplantae; Streptophyta; Magnoliopsida; Poales; Poaceae
Exons: 4
Coding region: 1-1506 (501 amino acids)
Molecular function (GO): protein binding
Source: RefSeq, a predicted model, not a curated record
AUGGACGACCCCCAGGUGCUCAUCGGCGUCUACAGGAGCGUCUCCAUGAGCGAAAUGUGCGAUAGCAUGAAGCACAAGGGCGACGACCCUGAGACGCUGGAUCUCGGCACAAACAUGCCGCUUCUCGUGUACGGUUCCCUCCCGCUUCCCGCCGCCGUGUUGGUCCACGACGGCGUCGACCGCAUCAGCCGCCUCCCCGACGUCGUCCUCGUCAACAUCCUCUCCCGCCUCCCCGCCAAGGACGCCGCGCGCACCGCCGCCCUCGCCUCGCGCACCGCCGCCCUCGCCUCGCGCUGGCGCCCCCUCUGGCGCACGGCGCCCCUCGCUCUUGUCGACAGCCACCUGCUUCCGGACGGCGGCGCGUCCGGGCCGAGCACCGGGCCGAGAUGGCGCGCUGGCUCGACAUCCUCGUCGCCAAGGGGGGUCCAAGAACUCGUCUUUGUCAACCGCCCUUGGCCGAUUGACCUGCGCCUCCCCGCCUCGCUCUUCAGCUGCGCCUCCCUCACCCGCCUCUAUCUCGGCAUCUGGAGGCUCCCGGACUCCACCGCCGUACCGCGCCGCGCCAGAUUCCCCAACCUCCGGGAGCUUGGCCUCUGCAUGAAUGUCAUGGAGGACCGUGAUCUGGCCUUCAUGCUCGAAAGAAGCCCGGUCCUGGAGUUCCUGGUUAUCAUGGGGAGCCAGAGCCAAGUGCGCCUCCGCCUCAUCAGCCAAAGCCUGCGCUGCGUUCAGCUCGGUCACACCUACUUGGAGGACAUCGACGUGGUGGAUGCCCCCAGCUUGGAGAGGCUCUUCUUGUGGGAUACAAUUCUCACUGGCGGGCUCACUCCCCCCAGGAUGAGCUCCACCAAGAACCACUCUUCCAGGCUCAACAUUGGCCGUGCACCCAACUUGCGUCUGCUGGGAUACCUUCACCCAGGAGGACAAGAGUUGGGGAUUACCAGCACCGUCAUUGUGGCUGGUAGCAAGGAGAGCAUUGUCCCUAGCGUCCAAAUUUUGGCCAUAGAGGUGCAAUUUGGUAUCCGCGAUGCUGUGAAGAAAGUGCCUGGCUUCCUCAGAUGCUUCCCCAACCUGGAGACCCUCCAUGUCCAUUCCUCCACCAUACCUGAAGAGCCGACUGGGAAGGUGCAUCUCAAGUUCUGGCAGGAGGGCGGUCCCAUCAAAUGCGUCCUGCAGAGCCUGAAGAAGGUGUUUUUCAACGAAUUCCAAGGGUCGAAAAGCAAGGUUGCUUUCCUCAAGUUCAUCGCGGAGAGAGGGCGGGUGCUGGAGCAGAUGGUUGUGGUAGCCAGCGAAUGUUUCUCUUCGGGGUCGGGUUAUGUGAAUGCCAAACUGAAGCCUCUGAUCAGUGCAAAAUGGUUGAGCAAAGGUUGCAAACUGCAGCUCUUCAAGAGCCCACACGAUGACGUGGGAGGUCCAGCUUACUCCAUCGCGAAAGCUUGUGAUUUCGACUUUGCUGACCCUUUCGACCUCAACUACCACUAUAAACCAGAAAGGAUCUCUGUAAGUUAAUUAGUACUCCAUAGCUCUUUUACAAGAAGACUAUUGGUACCUAGCUAGACUUUGUGUUGUUGGACCUGGCAGCAGCUAGAAAUACCUAUUUGGCGAGCUGUCGAAUGCUUGUUUGUGCCAAGUAAAGUUUUACUCGUAUGUGAGAUGCUAUGUACGUAGUAUUGUGAUGACUGACGCGCAACUGGUAUGUUAUUUCUGGUUUGUCCAA